UUCUCAAAGCUUCCGGCACAGAUUCCAGACUGCCGGCCGGCAUCUGUUCAUGCAUAAACAGUAGGCCCCAACACACCUCACCUACCUGCAACAUACACACCUCUCAUCUAUUCCCUUCUCCUAGCCUACUACAUCCUAGCCACCACCAUGACAGCCCCCCUCGUAACAUCCCACCCCUCCUACGCCUCUUCCCUCGCCUCCAACCUCCACACCCGCCUCGGCUGGGGCACCUCCCCCGCCCUCCUCCUCAUCGACGUCUGCAGCGCCUACUGGUCCCCGACUUCCCCCCUCUCCCUCCUCGCCGACCCUGCCGGCUCCACCUCUCCCGCCUGCAUGCGCCGCCUCCUCGCCGCCGCCCGCACCGGCGCCACCCCCGUCCUCUGGGCCCAAGUGCGCUACAACCACCCCAAGAUGCUCGACGGCGCCAUCCAAGCCGUCAAAGCGCCGGGCAUCAGCAUCUGGCAAGACGGUGACACGCGGGGCAUGGACGCGUGGCUCGAGGGCCUGACGCCCGGACCGGACGACGUGGUGGUGCUGAAGAAGAACCCGAGUGCGUUUUUUGGGACGAAUCUGGCGGGGGUGCUGCAGGGCAUGGGGGUGGAUACGGUGGUGGUUUGUGGGGUGAGCACGAGUGGGUGUGUGCGGGCGACGGCGGUGGAUGCGGUGGGGUGGGGGUUUAGGAGUGUGGUGGUGGAUGAGGGGAGUGGGGAUCGGAGUCGGGAGAUUCAGCAGGCGACGCUGUUUGAUUUGGAGAGUUUGUUUGCGGAUGUGGUGGCGGAGGAGGAGGCGGUGGAGAAGUUGGGGAAGGGGUGGGAGAGGUAGGGAAAGGGGGAGUGGAUGGUAGGGGUCACGUGAUAUGUGAGGUUUUGAGGAAGAAAUUCAUUUGCCCAUUUCAUCUGUUCUUGGAAAUCGGAGAGAGAGACGAGAAUAGUUGAACGCUGUUUUGAAAGUUAUUUCUGUGUAGAUUGAGGAAUGAUUAGAGGAGUUUGUGAACUGCAGUUGUCGAUUGGUGAGAAAGAGAUCUGGUAGUUGAAGAAAGAACGAACGAACCCGGUAAGACUGGCGCAAACUUGUAUGAUACAAAACGAGAAGUGUUCAAGACCUCGA
This is a messenger RNA of Mytilinidion resinicola, 1107 nucleotides long. RefSeq names its product Isochorismatase hydrolase. Bases 148 to 822 code for a protein of 224 amino acids. The record is from RefSeq and is a predicted model, not a curated record. The transcript has a single exon. Lineage: Eukaryota; Fungi; Ascomycota; Dothideomycetes; Mytilinidiales; Mytilinidiaceae.